This is a messenger RNA of Anopheles stephensi (Asian malaria mosquito), 1674 nucleotides long. RefSeq names its product 2-aminoadipate transaminase. Gene Ontology annotation, molecular function: L-2-aminoadipate:2-oxoglutarate transaminase activity; pyridoxal phosphate binding. The transcript has 6 exons. The record is from RefSeq and is a predicted model, not a curated record. Bases 199 to 1497 code for a protein of 432 amino acids. NCBI's taxonomy places the organism in Eukaryota, Metazoa, Arthropoda, Insecta, Diptera, Culicidae. Gene Ontology annotation, biological process: biosynthetic process.
GUCAAAAGUUGCGCAUCAGCAUUGUAAACAAAGCGCAUCAGCUGUACGUGCGCGUGUUGUUGCUGCUCGUCCGGAUCCAAGUAACUCAUUCUCGAUAGCAGGAAACGCGUUCAUUGUGUGGUGUAACUAUUGGCAACCGAAGGUAGCAUACAGGAAGUUGUGUUUUUGCUAGUGUUUGCGCUUGUUGAACCAUUGGCAAUGUGUGAAAUGGAUGGCAGCAAUGCCGUGCAGCGUCGGGAAGUCCCGAUGAACCACCUGUUCGAUGGUGGCGAGCUAAACGUGUACGAUCAGAAGAUUGCCAACCUGUCGGCAGGUGCACCGGGACCGGAUCUGUUGGGGAAGAGUGCGGAAACGUUCCGACAGGCAACGGAAGCGCGGGUUAAAUAUGAGCUUAACAAUUCAUCCUUCCUCUUCCAAUAUGGACCCACUAUUGGGACGACGGAAUUUCGCAAAACUCUUGCCUCGUUUCUGACCGACGGAUACCGUAGCGAGGUAAACAUGUCCGAUCUGGUUCAAACCAGUGGCGCAACGAACGGGCUGCACCUGAUACUCUCCACCCUGGUCGAUCUGGCUGGCGUGAUAUUCGUUGACGAGUACACGUACAUGAUAGCGCUGGAAACCAUAGCCCAGUUUAACACAAUGAAAAUAGUUCCAGUGCCCUUUGGCGCGGAUGGCCCGGACGUGGCUUCGCUGCAAGCGCUGAUAGCUCAGCACCGGUUCGCGGCGACGAAAGGGAAACUAUUCUGGGGCGUUUAUUACACGAUACCGACGUUUCACAACCCGACCGGGAUCGUAUUUUCUGAGGAAAAAUGUCAACAGCUGAUAAAGCUCGCCCGCGAAAGCAACAUCUUGAUUGCGUGUGACGACGUGUACAAUUUAUUGCACUACGAUAAUCCCGAGGCCGCACCGCCGAAACGGCUGUUCGCGUACGAUAUUGCCGAUAUGGGUCGGGUGGAUGGAUGGGCCGGUAAUGUUAUAUCGAACGGAUCAUUUUCGAAGAUCCUUUCGCCCGGGAUACGGCUAGGAUGGAUGGAAUGUCCUCCGCGGUGCGUUGAAGCAUUUCGCAACAGCGGAGUACUGAAAAGUGGAGGUGCAGCCAACAACUACACCGGCGGUGUAGUGAGCACUCUCAUUCAGAUGGGCUUGGCUCAGCGACAGCUGGAGCACUACAGCGUCAACUAUACGAUGCGGUUGAAUGCGAUGGCCGAGACGCUAGAGCAGCAUCUGCCGACCGAGUGCAGCUUCCGCAAGCCGAAGGGUGGAUACUUCGUCUGGAUACGCUUCCCGGCCCACAUCGAUUGUGCGGAGUUCAAUCGGUACUGUUUGGAGAAGUACAACGUGUCCGCCAUUCCCGGCAUUCGGUUUUCCGUUGCCGGGGAGGCUCGCCACUUCAUACGCCUCACAUUCGCGUUCCACGAACCCGACUAUCUGCGCCGCAGUGUGAGAACGUUCUGCCAGGCGGCGAAGGAUUAUCUUGCAAUAGCUUCGACGCCAUAGCGAGGAACGCUGCUACCCCAACACUGCUUCCGGUGGGUACCCCUACACACACAUCGAAAUGCCACCUAUUUUCCUGUUUUUUUUUAUCUACACAACCCACUCGUACAUAAUCCACGAUAAUAGGCGCGGCACAAAUAAACCAGCCCGCUUUGGGCUCGCAAAAGAAGGAAAACCUCG